AUGAACGUGGGAUCUCUCCGCAAGCGCAGACAGCAAUGGGAGUGCUGGCAGGGGAAUGCCAACUUCUUCGCAGGGGGACGAAUUGUGGUUGGAUCGCACUGCCGAGCACUGGCAUUCAGCGCGACAAUUCUUCUCUUCACGGCGACGUUGUUCUUCACUUUCAUCAGCCUUCCUGCUACGACGUACGGGGGAUGGGCCUUCUUCUCCACGGUUUCGGUCUGCCUGUUCGUGGGGUGCAUCAUCUCGCUCGCUUCUACGGCGAUGAUGGACCCUGGGAUCAUUCCUCGACGAACUCUGGCGUUGUGGAACUCAUUAGACCCGGCCUCUCCUGACGUUGCCGAGCGAAAAUCCUGUGUCACGUGCCAGCUCGCGCGUCCCCCGAGGGCCAAGCACUGCAAGAGGUGCAAUAACUGCGUCAUGGAAUUUGAUCACCACUGCCCAUUCACGGGCAACUGCAUCGGCGCACGCAACUAUCGCGCGUUCAUGGCCUUCAUUUCUAUUGUUACCAUCAGCGAGUUCUUCGCCUGCGCGUUGAGCGUGCUGCACAUCGUCGCCCCCCGAGCUGACAACGUCGGUCCGGUCCUUCUCGUGAACUGGGCCAGAAUCCCGGGCAGUCAAUUCUUCCCCCACCUGUUGGCUCUAUGGACAGCUGUGGUUAUGGUUCUCGUGGGGGGGUUGCUAUCUUUCCACAUCUUCCUUGUGGCGAAGGGUCAAACAACCAACGAGUACCUCAGACGCGAGGCGCCAAGCGGCAGUCGCUUGGGUCGACCCUUCUUGUCUAGCUGCCACGAAUUAUGGUGCGGGGCACGGCCACCGAGCCUGCUGUCAGACAUGACGGAGUCCGUCAACACCGACAACUCCGCUGGUGGCACAGAUGACACAAACCAUGACUAG
Messenger RNA from Ectocarpus siliculosus, 894 nucleotides. Lineage: Eukaryota; Phaeophyceae; Ectocarpales; Ectocarpaceae. The record is from the annotation of a GenBank genome assembly.